AUGGCUUCUCCCCGCCCUCACAACUUCGGUCCCCAAGGCUACCCUCUCGCGAACGGUGCGCCCCAGGCGGGUCCGCCACCUGGAGCGACGCCGCUUCUCCCUAACAAUGGACGAGUGAUUCAGAACGGUCCCACCCGGAUCCUGUGUAUUGCAGAUGUUCGAGGAAAUCUCAAGUCGCUGAAUGAGCUGGCCAAACAAGCCCGCGCUGACCAUAUCAUCCACACUGGUGACUUUGGUUUCUACGACGAUACUUCAUUGGAGCGCAUUGCGGAUAAAACCCUCAAACACGUUGCCCAAUACUCUCCUCUGUUGCCAGAAGGCGUAAAGCGAACGAUCGCACAGGUCCCCCCUCAGCAGUCUAUUAAGCAGCGUUUCACUCCCGACCAGCUGCCCCUCUCUGAGCUGUCCAUGCUCCUUGACAAGCGCAUUACUCUCGAUGUCCCAGUUUACACAGUUUGGGGUGCUUGCGAGGAUGUUCGUGUUCUGGAGAAGUUCCGAUCAGGCGAAUACAAGGUUGAUAAGCUGCACAUUAUUGACGAGGCCAAUUCGAGACUGCUGGACAUUGGCGGUGUGAAGCUCCGUUUGCUCGGAUUGGGUGGCGCGGUGGUCAUGCACAAGCUCUUCGAUAACGGCGAGGGCAAGACAACCAUCGCUGGUGGACAAGGCACUAUGUGGACUACACUGCUCCAGAUGGGUGAACUGAUUGAUACCGCCAACCGUGUCUACGACCCAUCCGAGACGCGUAUCUUCGUCACCCAUGCCUCGCCCGCUCGCGAGGGCAUGCUGAACCAGCUUUCUGUUACACUCAAGGCCGACUUUUCAAUUUCUGCCGGUCUUCACUUCCGUUAUGGAUCCUCCUACAACGAGUUUUCAGUCAACCCUUCGUUGGACCACUACCGUGGUAAGCUCGCUGCUUCCAAGGCAUCUUUCAAUGAUGUCUGGGAGACCGUUCGGGGAGAGGUUGAGUCUGCCAUUUCUUCCAACGACGCGCAGAAGACCCUGCUGGAAAAUGCUCUGGAUGUGGUCACCAAGAUGCCCUCCAUUGCUAACGGUGGCAACCCGUUCGGCGGCCCCGUUGCUGCCGGCAAUGCUGCAGGUCAGGUAGAUGAGAGUGCAUUCAAGAACAUGUGGAAUUUCAACCUCGCAGAUGCUGCAUUCGGAUACCUCGUUCUGGAGAUCGAAGGAGGACGCAUUGCGACUGAGAUGCGGGCUCAGGGAUUCAACUUUGCUCACCGCAGUGGCAAGCCUGCUGUCGGAGGCGCUCCCCAGGCUGUUUCUGGUGGUCUGCCUGUUACUACUGCGUCUCCUGCCCCUACCGGUGCUGGACGUCCCGUUGUGACCCCUCAGUUUGGCCAGGUUCCUCCCACUCGUGCUCCUGUCCCCAGCCAGCAGGCCCAGGCCAAGGGCCAGUCUGCUCGCGCAUCUCCCGCCCCCGUCAUUCCCAAGGCCCCGAGCCCUCAGCAACCUGCUGCCGCUUCGGCCCAGCCUGCUGGCGAAGAGAAGACUGCCGCCGACACCAACGGUGCAUCCCAGACUGAUAAAACCGCUGACUCUCCCGUUCCUCGCGGUGAGAAGAAGCCAAGCAACAUUCUUUUCCUUUCCGGUUUCGAGAACGAGCAGGCCGUGCGUGAUGUCCUUUCCGAGGAGGAUGCCGCCAAGGUUGAAAAGAUUGAGAAAUACGGAAAGUUCAACCAUAUUGUGACCUUCCCCACAGUGGAUGAUGCCAAGACUGUGCUCGAUCACCAGUCUGCUGAGAACAAGAAGCCUGCCGCUGCCGGGGCCGCUCGCAAGACUUUCAAGUUCUUCGAGCAACGCGGUGGACGUGGACAGGGCAACGCCGGUACAUGGCAGAGCAGCAGCCGGGGAGGUGCCAACGCCGGCCCCCGCGGUUACACCAGUGCCAGUGAUAGCGAAGGUGCUCGCCGGGGCGGAUUCGGAGGUCGGGGUCGUGGCCGUGGAGGCCGUGGAGGCCGAGGUGGUUUCAAGGGCUCAAACGACUCCGCUGCCCCCUCAACUCCUUCUAGCGACAAGCCCGCCCCCUCUGGCGAUGCUUAA
Molecule: messenger RNA, 2055 nt
Organism: Penicillium longicatenatum
Lineage: Eukaryota; Fungi; Ascomycota; Eurotiomycetes; Eurotiales; Aspergillaceae
Exons: 4
Coding region: 1-2055 (684 amino acids)
Source: RefSeq, a predicted model, not a curated record